CCAAAUCCGCUAUCAUGGAGAUGGCAAGAAAGACCUGGGAGAUGGAGAAUAACAUCGUUGUUCUUCCACCGAGCGACGAGAUAUUUCGCUACGAUGCUGAACAGCAGCAGCGCAUCCUGACCGCCCGGCCAUGGGAGAAGGAUCCAAACUUUUUUAAGGACAUUAAAAUAUCAGCCCUGGCGUUAAUCAAAAUGGUAACACAUUCACGUUCGGGCGGUGCGCUCGAAGUUAUGGGUCUGCUUUUGGGAAAGGUGAUCGAAGAUACUAUGGUGGUGAUGGAUGCUUUCGCGUUGCCGGUCGAGGGCACCGAAACGCGGGUCAAUGCUCAAUCGCAAGCGUACGAGUACAUGGCAGCAUACAUCGAAUCGGCUAAAGAGGUGGGACGCAUGGAGAAUGCUAUCGGGUGGUACCAUAGCCAUCCCGGGUACGGUUGUUGGCUGUCCGGUAUUGAUGUGAACACGCAGAUGCUGAACCAAAACUACCAGGAACCGUUUGUAGCAAUUGUGAUCGAUCCCGUCAGAACGGUAUCCGCCGGUAAGGUGUGUUUAGGAGCUUUUCGAACAUAUCCAAAAGGGUACAAGCCACCGAAUGAAGAGCCAUCCGAGUAUCAAACUAUUCCGUUGAGCAAAAUCGAAGACUUUGGUGUGCAUUGCAAGCAGUACUAUCAGCUGGAUGUGACGUACUUCAAAUCAGCUCUCGAUCGAAAACUGCUAGAUUCGUUGUGGAACAAGUACUGGAUGAACACACUCGGUAGUUCUGGCCUGCUGAGCAAUCCGGAUUACACCACCAGACAGAUACUGGAUCUGUCGGAAAAGUUGGAACUAAGCGAGGCAAGCCUGGGCCGUGGCCAGUUCAUGGCGAGUGGUUCACUCGAUCCGAACGAAAAGCGUACCGAGGAUAAACUUUCGAAAGCGAGCCGUGACUGUAGCCGUGCAUCGAUUGAGUUGAUUCAUGGUCUGAUGGCUCAAAUUGCGAAGCACAAGCUGUUCAACACGAUCAACACCGGUGGUGCAAAGGCAACUGAAAAAACAUCAUAAGCAUGCGAAUCUAAACAGUGUAAGUGUUUUAAUGUUUUUAAUAAACACAU
Anopheles maculipalpis is the source of this 1087-nucleotide messenger RNA. It is a transcript of the gene CSN5, whose product is annotated as COP9 signalosome complex subunit 5. Gene Ontology annotation, biological process: protein deneddylation. Gene Ontology annotation, cellular component: cytoplasm; COP9 signalosome. The record is from RefSeq and is a predicted model, not a curated record. NCBI's taxonomy places the organism in Eukaryota, Metazoa, Arthropoda, Insecta, Diptera, Culicidae. Gene Ontology annotation, molecular function: protein binding; deNEDDylase activity; metallopeptidase activity. The transcript has 2 exons. Bases 15 to 1037 code for a protein of 340 amino acids.